CAAAGCAUAGCUUGCAGUUGCACCAGAUUUUACCCUCAAACAAAAUCAAAACACUAAGCAGAAGGAGCACUACACUGAGCGAACUGAAACAGAUGGUGUCAAUUAUUCGCCACCGCCACUGCCACCGCAUAGCUACCCUCACUCACCACUUACGCCACUUCUCAGCCACCCCGAAACCCCCGCUCCUCUACACCGCCAACACGACCGGCGACACCGCCACCCUGCAGGUCCUCUCGUGGGGCAGAGGCGCCUCCGGCCAACUCGGCGGCGGCGUGGAGGAGACCCGCCUCUACCCCUCUCCGGUGGCCAACCUGGCCGUCCCCAAAUCCUCCUUCGCCCUCGCCCAAACCCCUGGCCGCCUCCCGAGCCCACCGAAGCAGGAGCGGGCCCUCGAAGUGGGCCUCUCGUGUGGGCUUUUCCACUCUUCCCUCGUCGCCGAUGGGGCCCUCUGGAUUUGGGGCAAAGGCGAUGGUGGACGAUUGGGCUUUGGCCACGAGAACCCCUUGUUCGUUCCCACCUUGAACCCUCACCUCGAUAACCUUCGCUCCGUUGCCCUCGGUGGCUUGCAUUCCGUUGCACUCACGUCAAACGGCGAGGUCUUUACGUGGGGUUACGGGGGUUUUGGUGCACUUGGACACUCAGUAUAUCAUAGAGAGCUAUUUCCUAGGUUGGUAAAAGGAUCCUGGGAGGGAACUAUAAAGCACAUUGCUACCAGUGGAACACAUACUGCCGCGAUCACAGAAUCAGGGGAGCUUUAUAUAUGGGGUCGAGAUGAAGGGGAUGGUCGAUUGGGCCUUGGUCCUGGUCGGGGCCCUGAUCAUGCAGGUGGACUUAGUAUCCCUUCCAAAGUAAAAGAAUUACCUUACCCUAUUGCUGCUGUUUCCUGUGGGGGGUUUUUCACAAUGGCAUUGACAGAGGAUGGUCAAUUAUGGAACUGGGGAGCCAAUUCUAACUAUGAACUUGGGAGAGGUGAUAAGAUUGGUGGUUGGAAACCAAGACCAGUACCCAGCCUUGAGAAUGUUAAAAUAAUUCAAAUAGCAAGUGGUGGAUAUCACUCCCUUGCAUUAUCUGAUGAUGGCAAAGUGCUCUCAUGGGGCCAUGGUAGACAAGGUCAGUUGGGCCAUGGAUCUGUCGAGAAUCAGAAGAUACCAGCAGUAGUUGAGGCUUUAGCUCAUGAGCAUAUUGUAUAUAUUUCUUGUGGGGGUUCCUCGUCAGCUGCUGUGACGGAUAAUGGGAAGUUGUACAUGUGGGGAAAUGCUAAUGAUUCUCAGUUGGGAGUUCCUGGGCUACCACCGGUUCAACCAUGCCCUAUUGAGGUCAAUUUCUUAAUGGAAGAUGAUGGAUUAGGACCCCACAACGUUUUAUCAAUUGCAAUUGGUGCAUCACAUGCCAUGUGUUUAGCUUUAAGGGAAACUAGUUGAUUAUAUCAGCAGACGCGGAAAUUUCUUCUUUGACAGUAAUGUUCUACUGGCAUGGAUAUUGUUGAUUUUGAUAAGGCAAAUUUCAUAGUUGAAAAUGAUGUCAUACAAUGAAUAUAUGGUGAUUACAGAUGAUCGUUUCAAUGGAUUCAGAUCUCAUCAUCAGUGCUGCGGGCAAUGUUUCUGCCUCCCCAUUCGAAUUUGAAGUAGCAAAACACAAUAGUCUUAGCAUUUUGAAGUACUGAGUGGCCAAUGUUUAAAAUAGUUUCAUCUUUUUCUAUUCAUUGUGGUUAGGGCAUGAGAACAUGAUUGAAUCAAUAUUCUGAUUUGAACUGCGUUGUCAUUAGAUAACCAUCUCCUAAAGAAUUCAAUUUUCAAUUUUGACAAAUUUAUAUAUAUACUCAUAUAAAGAUGAUUCUUUAA
Messenger RNA from Cajanus cajan (pigeon pea), 1841 nucleotides. It is a transcript of the gene RUG3, whose product is annotated as Regulator of chromosome condensation (RCC1) family protein. NCBI's taxonomy places the organism in Eukaryota, Viridiplantae, Streptophyta, Magnoliopsida, Fabales, Fabaceae. The record is from RefSeq and is a predicted model, not a curated record.